AUGACAAAUACUAUUGAUAUCGAAGCUUUUGAAAAACAAUUAAUGGACUUAGCAGCCGAUUUUCAACUCCUAGAGAUAUCUAGUAAUCGAUUGAGGGAAGCAGUUAGAGCUGAAGCAAGUCGGGCAGAAGCAGCGGAAGCAGCACAAGCUGAAGCAAAGAGGACCAAUGCUGAAUUGCGGGCAACUGCCGCGGCCGCUACUGCUGGCGCAAAUCAAGCUACACAAGAUCUCAUUGCAGUUCAAGAAGAACUUACUAACGCCAGAAUAAAAUUAGAAUUAGCUGAAAGGCAACGGUCGCUCUUCGAAGAAAAGUGUAUAGAAAUGAGCAAGCAGAUAGCUGUACUUGAAAAGGAUGCGCAAGAGUAUAAACCUCUUCAAAGUUCGUUUGUUAUGUUACAAAAGCAAUAUGUAGAGUUACUGGAACGAGUUCAAGCAUCAACCGAUGAUGCAAAACGAGAAGCAAAUCGCCUAGAGAAUGAAUUACGUCGAGUUGAAAAAUGCGCCGGCGCAGGGUCCGAACUUCGUGAGAGAGCGCGAUUGGCGGCAGCCGCGCAUGUAAGGGAACGACGCUUUACAGCAGCGGAAUUACAUGAUACCACACGAGAACUUCAAGUCGCUAAUGGUGAAGUUAUCCGUCUGACAGUUCAGGUCGCUGAGUUAAAGAGACAGCUUAGCGAUGUUCAAGAAAAAAAUUCAACAGACCCGUUUGCUUUAGACAAAGAUAUAUUAUCGGAAACCAAAGCAGCUUUAGAAGAAGAACGGAAUAACACUAGGCAACUGGAGAGGGCCUUAGCGUCUGCCCUAGCAGAUAACGCUACAUUAGCUGCACUUUUGCACCGAGCCGACAACGCUACAGAGCCUCCACCAGAAACCACUAACACAAAAGAACCAACGUCUACAAAUAUAUCUACUAUUGAUUCUUUUUUAGCUGAAUAA
Leptosia nina is the source of this 936-nucleotide messenger RNA. Lineage: Eukaryota; Metazoa; Arthropoda; Insecta; Lepidoptera; Pieridae. The record is from the annotation of a GenBank genome assembly.